AUGUCUACUGCCGUCGCUCCUGCGACAGCAGCUCCUUUGACAACACCGCACGCCGAUCGGGCCCCGAGUCCGAAAAACUACCCGACCUUGGCUCCCUCACCGUCCACAGCCGCUCCUGCGGCUUCAACACCACCCAAAAUGUCGUCCAGUUCCCAGGAAGGGUCGGGUGGGAAAACGACGCCAGAUGGGAAACGAACGCCUCCUUCAACGCACGGCAGCACGGCGCCCAAGAUCGUCGUCAAGAAGGAACCCCCUUCCUCCCCGAGUAUCAACUCGCAAUCCAGACACCGCCCUCGCAAACUCGAUCUCUCCGCUGCGAGCGCCCCCACCACUACCAGCGCCAGCGCCAGUGGUCUGUCAGUGCGUCCUCCUGGGGCCCCAUUGACCGCCCGGGAGAGCAUGCAGGAAGUGGGCUUGGCAUGCCUGUCUCCCGGUUUUCAGACGCAGGAUCCGGUGCGCCAGGAGCAAGUGCAGAAGAGUGUGACCGUCCGCGAACAGCAGAGGUCGAUCAUUGAGGCCAGGUUGCAGAAGACUGCCAAAGGCGACGGACCCGAUGGCUCAAAACCCUCCGAGUCCAAUCUUUUUGGUUCCUCCCGGAGUUCCAAGAAGCGACCCCCGCCCGGUCUUUCGAUUGUGCCUCCAUCCGCCUCCCAAUUCGCCAACGAGAGAGUCAUCCAUUCCGCUCCUCUCAAUCAGACCUUCACGGGCCGUCAUGAGCCGCAGCCGCUCACCCGUCAUGUCGUAAAUCAACCCGCCAACCUCGCCUCGACAUCCCAUAUCCACCAUGUGCCUGCCACUCAAACGAACAAUCGUCUUCCGCCAAUCUCCGAUGUCUUCGGCUCGGACCUAGCUUCUCGAGACCGAGAGCGCGAUGUGACCCGCAACGGUUUGUUCCCGGCUACUUCUGGUGCCAAUCCGUCCCAGUCCAGCAACCUGCCCCCCUUCUCUUCCUCACCAGGAAAUUCCUCGCAAGCGGGUCCUCAGCGGCCCCGCGAGUAUCGAUCUGCCGAGGAAGCCGUGCACGAGCUCUCCGGCGGCCGGGAGGAGCUGCUGCCCCGAAUCGUUCAUUACAGCGGUCGUCAGCAACCAACCACCCCGCCGUCACCGCGCGCCAACGGAGCGGAGGGUGCCCAGCACCAUCCCGGAGUUGCUCCGACCGCGAGCUCCCAAGCGCAGUCUCAAUCGCUUCCACAUGCUGCCCAGGGAACCUCGCGUCGCCGCACCAGGAGCGAAUAUGAACAGGACAAUGGAAGCCCGCCGCUGGGGACUGGCCCAGAUAUGCGCUACCGGAAUGGCCCCGGACCCGCCGUUCCGUCUUACGGUCCGUUUGGAGCUGGAAGAGACUCUCCCGAGACCCAAAGAAGAAAGAAGGAAGAAUUCCUAGCUUUGUGCUCUCGAGCAUGGGAUCUUUUCCACUCAUAA
Rasamsonia emersonii CBS 393.64 is the source of this 1422-nucleotide messenger RNA. RefSeq lists its product as uncharacterized. Bases 1 to 1422 code for a protein of 473 amino acids. NCBI's taxonomy places the organism in Eukaryota, Fungi, Ascomycota, Eurotiomycetes, Eurotiales, Trichocomaceae. The record is from RefSeq and is a predicted model, not a curated record. The transcript is spliced from 2 exons.